Molecule: messenger RNA, 1315 nt
Organism: Mugil cephalus (flathead mullet)
Lineage: Eukaryota; Metazoa; Chordata; Actinopteri; Mugiliformes; Mugilidae
Product: small integral membrane protein 10-like protein 2A
Exons: 3
Coding region: 10-444 (144 amino acids)
Source: RefSeq, a predicted model, not a curated record
GUCCAGUAGAUGGCAGUAAAUCCCUUUAAAAAAAAAGCUGCAGGCCACCCACAACAGAACAAACGAAGAAGACGCACCUCCGUGUGUCACACCUUUAACAGUCCCCCCUGCCCCCCUCCUGCCCGGAUGAUCAUCACAACAGACGUCGCUGGAGAGAAGCCGUCGGGGUGGAGCAGCCCAGCUAAUACAAACCAAAUCUCCGCGGCACCAGCUGUUACAGUGACCAUAGGAACCGCUGCUUUUAUGGCUGGUCUGUCUUAUUUAGUGCUCCGAUUCUCGGGCUCCGCUGGUCGGACCUACGGAGUGUUUUCCAAAGGAUUGACGAGGACUUUGUUGAUAUUUUUUGAUCUCGCAUGGCGGCUGCGAAUCAGAUUCCCCUACAUCUACCUGGUCGCCUCCAUGAUGUUUAAUGUGAGAUUGCAGGUCCACAUUGAAAUCCACUGAGUCUCCAGUGCCGGCAUGCGGACUUAAAACUAUGAACAGAGAGCACUGGCACGUUUGAGCCAUUAAUAAUUAAAAAACAUUAAAAACAACAACAACAAAGCACUGGGUCACUGCGCCACGGCAGCAUGGACGAACAGCACGCUUGUUUUUCCAGUGUGGAGAGGCAAAAGUGACGCACUUCUGGAGCGUGGGGAUGUGUGAAGGAGGCGGUAGAAGAUGCCCCCCGGCGGCCCUCACUGACUGACUGACUCAGGAGCUGCUCAUCCAAUCCUAGAAGUUUUUUUUUUUUUAACUCUGCCCUUUCUCUCCGCUCUCUGGAGUUCGGCGUGGAUUUGAAAAGGGGUGAAACCUCGUAGCUCCUCUUCAUCGUCUGACGUGUGUGUUUAUCGGACGCUCGGUGCAAACAUCUCACAGAAAAUCAACCGGUUCCAUUUUGACUAAAAUUUCACCGCAUUCCACACAAAACAAGUGUGUUUUUUUUUGUUGUUGUUGUUUUAACUUUGCAGUUUUGACACUUUAUUUAAUGCUGGCAGUAGACGAAGGUUGUCGUGUUUUAAAGGAGUUCUGUUGGCGGGUAACGGUACAGCUGCUACAACUGGAAAUCUGCAGUCUGGAAGUGCAUUAUGUUUGCAUGUGUUUGUGUUGGCGCACACAGGUUUUUAAGCCUCACCGGUUCGUGUUCUUCUAUCAGUGGCACUGGAGGGUGAAUGGAAAAACGUAGCAAAACAAUUUUUUUUUUUUUUUUUUUUUAAGCUACAUUUGGCUCAAGUUUUAAUCUCUGUGAAAUAUGUGUGUGUGUGUCUGACGGAGUCUGAGGUUACAGAAAUGAGAGGGAGAAUGUUCGAGCUUUGGAAUAAAUAAAUUAAUGAAA